GGGCCGCGCGGCCUCCUCCUCCUCUCGCCCACCGGAAGUCCACCCACAGGAAGGAAGGAAGGCGGCGGAGGAGGAGGGCGGCGACGCCCCCGCGGCUGGGCGCCCGUCGAUUAAAACAAGCUGCUGUCCUAUUCUAUUUCUAUCCGUCCCUCCUCAUCUGCUUGCCUCUCCUUCCAUCCCCUCAUCGAUCUCUACUUCUCCUGCUUAUCAGUCGGGAGUCAAUAAGAAUUGCUGCAAUCCAUCCCCUUCGUAUAUACCUGGCUAGCUACUGCUCUCUGCUUCACUACCCAAUCUGCCGCGCCGGGGCGAUGAGGGCCUCAGGGGUCAUCAUCUAUCUAUAUAUUUGAGGCUCUUGAGAGGACAGAACAAGGUGUUUUUACUACUAUGGAACUGUUCUGGGGGUGCCGCUACGUCUACCAUUUAUGUGCCCUAGGCAAUGUCCACAGAGAAGAGCCAAACAUAACCUGGCUUUUUUACAACACAGACAUGCUGCUAAUGCUUGCUGUGGCAGUCGCUUCGGCUUCUCUCUUUUAUUAUCUGCUGCUGCUGCCUCAUUGUGGCUACCCCAGCCACCUAAGGUACCCCGGAGCAGCAGUGUCCAGAGAGAAGGUGUGAAUUCAGCACACACAACUCUACUCUGUGCAGGGUAAACAAUCGCUCUGGUAGAGUUGUUUUAUUAAUUGCAUUCAAUUUGCAACCAAGAAAACUCCCUGGAUUCAAUUAAGCAUCGAUAACUUUAGAUAUUAAAUAACUUGGGCAUUGGGGGAAACAGCAUUUACUUGCAUUAGGAAGAAAUAGAAUAGUAGAAAUGUGUCAACAAGGAAAAUUUUAAAGUUAACUAGUUAACUCAUGCAUUUUGUGUCCUGUUAUCAUAAAUAAAUAUUUGCUUACCGCAACAGUUCCAUUUUUUUUCCUUCACUUGUGCUCCACAGUUAUCUAUUUCAUUCAUUUUUAUUUCCUCCCUUUUUUCAAUUUUUGUCUCAGGUCCAUUUCAUUUACCAUUUGGAUGCGUGACUCGUUUUGGAUUUGAUUUUAUGAUAACAGAAUCUAGGUGUCAGUAGUUAGGACUAAUAAACUUUUUUGACCUAUUAGUGUAAAUCUGUAAAGAAAAUACCUGGUUUGGGUUGAGUCACUGUAAAGGAAAUGGAACAGAGGAACGCACUGGUAUUGGGUGAACAUGUGCUCAAAGCCACUGAUCGCAAGCGAAAGCAUGAGACUGCUACGGAGUGCGCUGAGGACAAUGAUGCAAUGGUGUUGUAUCAGCAUGAUCCAAGAAAACACCUUGUGAGAUUUGCUGACAGAACUCACUGUAAGAAAUCUAAAGUGACUUCCUGUGGGAGUGGAGCUAUAUUGGAGUCAUAUUGGAACUUUAAGACAAGUGGGCUGCCUGUGCGUGUGCUUUUAUACCAACAUGGUGACUGGAGUGAUUUUCCAGAGGAUGUUGUCAAUCUAGCACGGCGGGACUUCCAGUUGAAGAGGCCAAUUACUACUGCCGUGUUCCAGAACAAGCACAUCCUGUUGGACUUCAUUCAUAUGAUUUGUCUAGAUUAUGUGAUGACCACUAACAACCCACUAGCAUGGGUUGAUGAUCAUGGCAAAGGCUUCUUUCCAGAUAUAUCUGCUGGACUGUACACAUCUAAACCAUCUCAGCUCGACAAAGGUGAAGCUGCUGAGCGCACUGGGAUGUCUACUAGUGUAGCUGAGAGCUCAAGUUCAGUAUCUGUUGGUGGAGUAGUAUCUUAUGAUAAGAGGAUAAAUAAUAUUGUGGAUGACAAACUAAAAGCACACAAGAAACUUGCUGAAGCUAUUGGUGAAAAUAAAUCAGGUCCUUCAGUCCAUUUGAAUGAAUAUUCUAGUGGAACCAUACAAGCUGCCACUGGCAAGCGAAACAAUGGUCCACAUGUUGAUUCAGCUGUGCGAAAGUUGUUACUCCAAGGACUAGGCCAGCCUUUUACGGAAAAAGAUAUUAUUGGUAUAUAUAGAACACCACUGCUAGAUCAGCAUGGGCAAGCUCGUUCUGGUCUUUUCCAGGAGGAGGUAGAAGUGACCAAAAGCCGUCGUGGGAGUGCAAAUGUCCGUUAUGCUUGGCUUCCUUGCUCGAGAGGUAGUAUGGAGGAGAUGAUGAUGCGAGGUGCUUUGGAAAUUGCAAAACCUCAGCAGGUCCACACACUUGGUCUUGGAACUUGUCUUGCUCCAGCAAACUGCUCAAAUUCAUGUUCCAGCUAUUCAGAUUUCCAUGAAGAUGGCAUCAUCAGAAUGAUGUUAUGUCGUGUAAUAUUGGGUAAUGUUGAGGUUGUCUUGCCUGGAUCAAAUCAAUUCCAACCAAGCAAUGAAAGUUUUGAUAGUGGUGUGGACGAUCUCCAAAAUCCAAAACAUUACAUCAUAUGGGAUGCUAAUGUGCAUAAACGGGUAUAUGCUGAAUAUGCUGUUAUUGUCAAAGUACCUCCCAUGAUCAAUGAAUAUUUAGUCUCAAAGGAUAGCGUGUCCAACAUAUCUGAGAUCAUAAGUUCCGGUUCUCCAGACAAUCUAACCAAGGGGGAUAGAUUCCAAACCUUGGUGCCAUAUGCUGUUGAACAAGAAGCACCUAAGCUGCGGCAUGCUCCAAGGGCUCCCUCCUCACCGUGGAUGCCCUUUUCAAUGCUUUUUGCUGCCAUUUCUACAAAAGUGCCUCGUUCAGACAUGGACCUGGUCAUCAGAUACUAUGAAGAGUUUAAGGUUGUAAAUGUUCUUUUUCUCCCAAUUUGUGGUUUCCGGUUGGAUUCAUAUGCCUAUAGUGGCAUGCUAACCAUUGCGUGCCUUGUAAUUUCGAAACAGAGUAAAAAGAUUAGCAGGAGUGAGUUGGUGAUACGGAUGAGGCAAAUAAUUGGUGACAAGAUACUGGUUUCUACAGUAAUGAGGCUUCAGCAGAAGUUCCCACCGAUGGCAACAGCUGGGCUACCAAGAGCAUUGCGAAGGGGGAGGGAGUGAUAUCACAGUUGGUUUAAGCCUUAUCUGGAGAAUAACGUACACAGAUGCUUUUUUAUUUAUAUAAAACAACGUACACAGAUGCUUUGUCGACAUGGCCAAACACAGCACACUUGGAGCCGGGAGGAUGGAGUUAAGGAAGUCCCUCCAUUACAUGGUGGUACUGUUGUAGUAGCAAUCUCAGACUCAAAAACUAUUUAUUUAGGUCUUGACAAAUUAGAAACUCAGAUAAUAACAAUUAUUACUUAUAGUAGUGUAAUUCUGUUGCCUUGUGUGUAGUGUAUAUAUAACCUUAGAUUGGUCAAUGACUUCAUCCAACCGGUUCUCUCUUUCUUAUACAUUCAUGAGUUUACUCGUA
Molecule: messenger RNA, 3322 nt
Organism: Panicum virgatum (switchgrass)
Lineage: Eukaryota; Viridiplantae; Streptophyta; Magnoliopsida; Poales; Poaceae
Product: inactive poly [ADP-ribose] polymerase RCD1-like
Exons: 6
Coding region: 1144-2967 (607 amino acids)
Molecular function (GO): NAD+ poly-ADP-ribosyltransferase activity
Source: RefSeq, a predicted model, not a curated record